This is a messenger RNA of Oncorhynchus keta (chum salmon), 4220 nucleotides long. Its product is annotated as megakaryocyte-associated tyrosine-protein kinase-like. Gene Ontology annotation, biological process: protein phosphorylation. The transcript is spliced from 13 exons. NCBI's taxonomy places the organism in Eukaryota, Metazoa, Chordata, Actinopteri, Salmoniformes, Salmonidae. The record is from RefSeq and is a predicted model, not a curated record. The coding region runs from base 1456 to 2823 and encodes 455 amino acids. Gene Ontology annotation, molecular function: protein binding; protein tyrosine kinase activity; ATP binding.
AGUUUGUAAACCAUUUAUCUUUGCCACUUUGAACAGAAUUAACAUCUCAUGUAUAGCAUGUCUGCUUCUUCAGCAUAAUUUUGAUCACUGCAUGUAUCCUGUUCUAGCAGAUUGACAGGCUUACUUUGUCUGCACACUUUUGCUAAAUGUUUUUUUUUUCUCCAAAGAAUUUACAUAUAACCCCAUAUGGUGAGCAUUUGGCUCUUGCGUGUGUUGAUCCACAGUACCUGCACAUUUCUUUAGUAUUUUUCUCCUUAGACCACUGUCCGAUGAAUCCUGUUUCCAUUUUCUGUCGACAUGGUCUCUGUAUUUGUUCUGAGUGGUAUAAGUCAGUGAUUCUGCCUGUUCAGGGACAGUGUUCAUCUUUUUUAAUUGGAUCUGCGUCUGUUCGUUUGCUCUGCAUAUAUCUAUGCAUUUUUAUUCAGCGUUGUGGUUCGCGCAGCAUACUUUACUCCGUUAUCUUUACAGCCAAUCACAAGUCUGUCUCUGAUCGUUUCGUCUCUCAUUGACCCGAAAUCACAAGAAUCCGACAAUUGACGCAACCUCACAAUAUAUUGACCAGACGUCUCUGCUUGAGUUUGUUCACAUGUUAAAAAUGAAUAUUUCAUUAAUCACAUUACGAGUGGGUUCAAAAUGUCUUUGUAAAACGUCAAGGAUUUUCUUAUAAUUGUUUAUAUCCUCUUCCCCCAGAUCUAGGUGACGCUGAAGCAUAUGGCACUCUCUUCCAAUAACACUGAGCAGUGUUGCCACUCUCACAUGCGGGUCUUUAAAAAAUAUAUAUAAACCUGUAGCGUUUUAAUAAUUAUCCCACUGAUCACGGAAAAGCAACCCGUUUUGGUACAAAUCGCCGUUCAUGUCCAUGGUGCUAGCCACCGGAAUUUGACUGAGAGACAUUGCAGGCUCUUCGUACUCGCUCAUUUGUUCCACUUAUUUGUGUUUAUCCGACAGCGAUUACAUUGUCCACAUACCUUAUUAUAUUUUCCGUGGCGCUUGACUUUGGGUUAUUUUCGCUGACACCAUGUUUUAAUGUGAAUAACUCACGUCGGAGAGUUUGGUAAAGUUCAAGCAUAAUCCUUUACUCAGGUGUUACAGGUCACAACAUCCCAAUCAGACACUCGUAAUAUACCUUUUUAUAUAUCAUAGCCCCCACUGGCGCCAUCCCUAGGUUGGCGUUAUUGCCAUUAUCUUAACAUUAUGUGCUUGUCGUUGGAACUUUUAACCGCACGAAGGAAGAAUUACGCAUCCAUUUCUACCUCGAUUCUCUUUGUUACUAAAUAGCCUGUAAUGCGACGCGCCGGUGCAAUUGGUCAUUGGCUUCCUCACUCAUUCCCCAAAUCGAAACUGCAAAGAGAAAUAUGACAGAUCGAAUCCUAAUGCUGAUCUACAUUGUGAACACAUUUAGCGUGUGUUCUCAUUACUGAUGAAUUUACAUCUAUCGCAAACUUAUUCUUGAGGAUGGCAACGAAGAGUUGGGCGUCCGGCACACGUGUUGCCAAGAGUGACCACAGCAAACCUAAAGCUGGUGAACUGGCCUACCGCAAAGGAGACAUCCUCACUGUUGUGGAAACGGGGAUGGUACAUAACAACGGGAAACGACAUUACAAGGCCAGACACAACACCACAGGAGAGGAAGGACUCGUCGCUGCCACCAACGUGCGAGAACGAGAGGCCAUUUGCGUCGACCCUCGUCUCAGUCUCAUGCCCUGGUUCCAUGGGAAGAUCUCAGGUCCUGAGGCGGUGUCCAAGCUGCUGCCUGUGGAGGAUGGCCUGUUCCUGGUGCGGGAGUCCAUCCGCCACCAUGGUGAUUACGUGCUCUGUGUCAGCUACUCCAGCCAGGUCAUCCACUACCGAGUCAUCUACCAGGACAGCAAACUGACCAUCGACAACACCCAGUACUUCUACAACCUCUUAGACAUGAUCGAGUUCUACUCCCAGCACAAGGGAGCUAUUGUUACCAAACUUCUAAAGCCCAAAGAGAAGGAGGGCACAAAGUCAGCUGAGUUGGAGCUGUCUAAAACGGGAUGGCUGCUGGAUAUCAGGGAGCUGACCUUGGGAGGGAGUAUCGGGGAGGGGGAGUUUGGAGCGGUGUAUGAAGGAGACUACAUGGGCCAGAAGGUGGCAGUAAAGAACAUUAAAUGUGAUGUAACAGCACAGGCAUUCUUAGAAGAGACCACUGUUAUGACGAAACUGCAGCAUAAGAAUCUGGUGCGGUUGUUGGGGGUGAUCCUACACAAUGGACUGCACAUCGUCACAGAGCUCAUGGCCAAGGGUAAUCUGGUGAACUUCCUCCGGACAAGGGGCCGUUAUGUCAUCAACACUGACCAGCUCCUGCGCUUCGCACUAGAUGUAUGUGAGGGUAUGGAGUACCUGGAGUCUAAGAGGUUGGUCCACAGAGACCUAGCGGCCCGUAACAUCCUGGUCUCCAACGAGGGCGUGGCCAAGGUCAGUGACUUUGGAUUGACCAAGUUGGACUGCAAGGCCUCAGACAAUGCUAAACUCCCAGUCAAAUGGACAGCCCCUGAAGCCCUGAAGAAAGAGAAAUUCUCCACGCGGUCAGACGUAUGGAGCUAUGGUGUUCUCCUCUGGGAGACGUUCUCUUAUGGUCGACAACCCUACCCCAAGAUGUCUCUGAAGGAGGUGAAGGAGCUUGUGGAGCAGGGUUACCGUAUGGAGGCUCCAGAGGAGUGUCCCCCCAGUGUCUACACCCUGAUGAGGUGCUGCUGGGAGGCUGAGCCCAGGAAGAGGCCCUCCUUCCAGAAACUACAGGAGAAGCUGGAGAGAGAGCUGACCAAACAACAGCCCUGGCUGCUGAAGUCAAUUUAAUAAUCCUAUUCAAAUAACUACUGGGCUCUUGUUUUGAGCUGCCUGGAGCAGGGACAGUAACCCGGGGACAGGUGGACCCAAGUGGUUACCGCUCGCUUCACAGCUUUCCCGGGAAACUCUCUGUAUUCUAGCAUCACACGGACAAAAGAGUAGCGGAUGAAGGAGUUUGCUUCUGCUGCUGCUGCGUUCGCGGUAGAACAUACCACGUGGCGGCGGUGCUUUGUGCGUGCACACAUCCUGUAAAUGGCUACAGUGUAAAAUCAUCCAUCUUGAUUUGCUUAAAGAAAAAGCAUAUUGUUUUUACGGCAAAAUCGUUUAAACGUAUGUUGAGUUUGUGCGAUGAAGGAUGCAGGAUAUUACACUAAGACACAACAUGUUAUCGAUUUUUAUUGUAUUUUUAUGGAAUGAUCUACUGUAAUGAGGAGUCCUUACACUUAUUUCUGUCUGUGUUAUUAGAGGUAGCAACUCAACUCGUCAUGUCUCCACACCCCAAUUCUCUUUCCUGAGUAACACAUUAUUUGUGUUACCAAUAUGGGGCCAUUAUUUUUCUUUCAUAAGACACAGAGAGCGAAAAGGAUAGAGGGAGAGCGAGAUGGAAAGAGGGAAAAUGCUGAUCCGGGAUUAAAUCCCAGAUCAUCCGUAUCUGCUUGUUUCAGACUGUAAUUGUCCAGCAAUAUGCCCUGCGACUCAGGGGCUUAAUAUGUGAAAUCUUGAAUGUUAUUGCUGAUAUUAGUAAGGAAUUACAAAGCCGACAGCAGUUUGUCUGUGUACAAGCUCUGAGGAGCUACAGGGGAUUGGGACGGAAUAUCCUAUUUUAUUUUCAGUUCAUUUGCCGUAAAUGUAGUAGACCUAUACUCCCAUAAAACCAGUGACUCAGCAGGUCUUAGUCGAUCUAUCUGUGUAAAGGGAAUUUCUUUAUUAAAUCCAGUUCCUAAAAGCAAAGGGGUGCUCGGUUUGAACAGAAAUUGUUGGAUUUUGGACAAUGGACAUUUGCAAAGAAGAGAAACCUGCUGCAUCUGGGGUUUACAAAAAAAAUAUAUUAAAAAAAUAAUGUAAUGUAAUAAUGUAGAUAAGGGACUUACCUCUAAAACAACCUAGGUUCCUCUGUCUUCAAGCAGCUAUGAUUUAACUCAACCCAGAUUAGAGAGGGGAGAGAUUUUUAUUUUAUUAUUGUCACGUUACAACCCAAAUUAAAGAUGUCAUUAGUUUUAAGUCUUUGUAAGCCUGGUAUUUGUCUUUCACCCAUGGGAUGGACCCCAGAUUGGGUCCUGAUCUGCUCCCAUCACAUCACCAUAGGGCCUGUGUGUUGAUUUGCUUUGUUUCCCUAAAACUUCUCAUGAAUGCUUUGAAAUGUUCCAAGAAAUGCUGAAAAAAUAAAUAGGAAUAUUUUUAACUUA